AUGAGUGCAGUACCCUUGGUCGUAUUCAACAAUGGCCAUACCUGCCCCGUCAUCGGCCUGGGCACGUGGAAGUCGCAGCCAGGCGAGGUGACGCAGGCCGUGAAGGACGCCAUCGACGUGGGCUACCGCCACAUCGACUGCGCCCACAUCUACCUCAACGAGAAGGAGGUGGGGGAGGCGCUGAGGCAGAAGUUCCAAGAUGGCACCGUCAAGAGGGAGGAGAUUUUCAUCACGUCGAAGCUCUGGUGCACCUUCCACCGGCCGGACCUGGUCGAGGGUGCCCUGAAGACCACGCUCGAGAACCUCGGCCUGGAGUACUUGGACCUGUACCUCAUCCACUGGCCCCAGGCCUACAAGGAGGGCGACGACCUCUUCCCGAAGGACGCCGAGGACAAGGCGGUGCCCUCUCCGGUGGACUACGUGGACACGUACAAGGCGAUGGAGGCGCUGGUGGACAAGGGACUGGUGAGGAGCAUAGGAGUCUCCAACUUCAACAAGCGCCAGCUGGACAGGGUCAUGGAGGCGGCCAGGAUCAAACCCGCUGUCAACCAGAUCGAGGUGCACCCCUACCUCAACCAGCAGAAGCUGUUCGACCACUGCAAGUCCCUGGGGGUGACGGUGACCGCUUAUUCGCCGCUGGGCUCCCCCGACAGGCCCUGGGCGAAGCCGGGAGACCCCCAGCUCAUGGAGGACCCCAGGCUGAAGGCGCUCGCGGAGAAGCACAAGAAGACCGUCGCCCAGAUCCUCAUCAGGUACGCGAUCGACCGCGGCAUGAUAGUGAUCCCGAAGUCCGUGACGCGUUCGCGUAUCGAGCAGAACUUCGCCGUGUUCGACUUCCAGCUGUCGGCCGAGGAGCUGGAGACGGUCGCGGCGCUCGAGUGCAACGGCCGCCUGUGCAGCAUGGGCGAUGUUCACCAUCCGGACUACCCGUUCCACGAUGAAUUU
Messenger RNA from Iphiclides podalirius (scarce swallowtail), 945 nucleotides. The record is from the annotation of a GenBank genome assembly. NCBI's taxonomy places the organism in Eukaryota, Metazoa, Arthropoda, Insecta, Lepidoptera, Papilionidae.